Molecule: messenger RNA, 711 nt
Organism: Acanthosepion pharaonis
Lineage: Eukaryota; Metazoa; Mollusca; Cephalopoda; Sepiida; Sepiidae
Source: the annotation of a GenBank genome assembly
AUGGCUACUGUCUAUUUUCUGCAGAACGUCUCCCUUGUUUUGACUAGCAGCUCAUUCUCACCGCCAUCCACCGCGGUCAUCGCCAUUGUCCUCCUUCUCCCGGUCGAUGUCUCUUCCACUUCCACUCUCUCUUUGAUUGAUUGUCUUUCUUUCCCAACCUCGUUUUCGUUUCCCCUUACACGCUCUCUCUUUCCUGUACUCUCUUUACUUACUAUUUCCUCUCUGCUCCCUUUCCCCUCUCUUUUCUGUCCUCUCUUUUCUCACUAUUUCUUCUCUCCUGCCUUUCCUCAUUCUUUUCUCCACUCUCUUAUCUACAAUAAUUUCUCUUCUCUUUCUUUUCUCCACUUUUCCACUCCCACUCCUCUUUCUUUCCCUCUUCCUCUUGUCAUAUCUUAUUUUCACCCUCUUUCUUUCUCUCGUUAUCCUCUCCCAUUAAUAGCUUCUCUAUCCGCCACCCCCUCUCUCUCUCUCUGGCCCUCUCUUUUUUCCUCAUUUUUAUUUCCCUUUCUUUCUCUCUUUUCCCCCACCAUCUUAUCUCCUUUUCUCUCUAUUUCCUUUGUUUAUGCCUUUCUCCCUCUACUUCUCUUUCUACCCCUUACUUUUCUCCUUUUUCACAACUUCAGUCUCACUUUCUUCAUGGUCGGUUUUAAACAAACCAGCCUGAAUGUCCGCAGUACCUUGGUAAUAUUGUCAUAUAUUUUUUUAAGAUAA